Messenger RNA from Lolium perenne, 2751 nucleotides. RefSeq lists its product as uncharacterized. The record is from RefSeq and is a predicted model, not a curated record. Lineage: Eukaryota; Viridiplantae; Streptophyta; Magnoliopsida; Poales; Poaceae.
UUUCCAUUUUCUCCCGGACAGUGAGGAGAUCUUCCAAAAUUCCCCACGUAGCCCUAAUUCGAGGAAGGAAUCCUUUUCGAUCCGCCGACAGUUCCGACGCGCCGCCGGCCGGCAAAGCCCCCUCCCACCGCCUCAUGGACAGCCCCGACGAGCCGGCUGGCAAGGCUUCCUACCACCACCUCCUGGACAGCCCCGAGGCACCACAGGCCGCCAAGGCCUCCUCCAGCGGCGCCGGCCGCCGACGCCUCGCCCAACCGCACCCGCCGCUGCGCCUAGCCACCGCCGGCCCCACAGGCCUCACACCGCCGUCGGCCGUUUACCUCCCCGUUGAGCCGCCUCCCGACAAGGCGUCCUCCCACCGCUCCGUCGCGCCGUCCACCCAAGGCAUCCUCUCACCGCCGCCGCCUAAUGGACAACCCGGUGGCGCCGCCGCCUCAUGGGCAGCGAUUGUCUCCCACCGCCCCGUCGCGCCGCCCUCCCAAGACCUCCUCUCAGCGCCGCCGCCUCAUGGACAGUCCAGUGGCGCCGCCGCCUCAUUCCCGCAGCCGCCGCCGCUGCCUCAUAGACAGCCCGGUCGCGCUGCCACCUCAUGGGCAGCGAUUGUCUCCUCCCAGCGCCCCGUUGCGCCGUCCUCCCAAGAUCUCCUUCCAUCGCGGCCACCUCAUGGACUGUUCAGUGGCGCCACCGCCUCAUUCUCGCAGCCGCUGCCUCUUCCUGAGUGCGGGUUCGUUGAUUCGUCUCAUGUACAGCUCGGUCACACUGCCGCCUCAUUCCCACAGCCGCGGAGCAGGUUCGUUAAUUCGCCUCAUGGACAACUCGAUCAGGCUGCUGCCUCAUUUUUUCCCCGUCAACCACCGCCACCUCAUGAACAGCCCGCAGCCACCACCAUCUCAUUGCCGCAGCCCCCUCAUGGACAGUCCGGUCGUGCUGCCACCUCAUUGCCACAGCUGUGGCAGCCUCCUCAUAGACAGCAGGAUGUCUCCGGCCGCCAGGGCCCGUCUCAUGGACAGUCUGGUCGCGCCGCCACCUCAUUGCCGCAGCUGUCGCCGCCUCCUCAUAGGCAGCCCAGCCGCGCCGGCCACCAGGGCCCGCCUCAUGGACUGUCCAGACACACUGUCGGCUGCCAAGCCUCCCACCGCCGCCUCAUGGUAAGCACCAUCGUGCCGGACUCCUCCCACGGCCUCAUGAUCAGCCCCGACGCUUCGCUGGCUGGCAAGGCCUCCAUCCGCCGUUACCCCAACUGGGUGAUGCUCGACCCCCACACCCGCCUCAACUAUCACCCCAACGAAGACUUCCUCGGUACCCACGCCGUCACUGAGACAUCCAGGGGCGAGCACAUAGACAUCUCCUUCCGCAGUGUGAUGCCCCCAGGGGCUUCCCGCCUCUACGUCCACUGGACGCCCCGCCGGCGCACCAAGGGCCAGUCAUCGUUGGGGGCAAGAAAGGGAGAAGAUCGUUGCGGAUGGGAUCCCAUCGUCGUGGCUGCACACGAGAACUCCAUCCUUCUGCAGCUCACAUUUGAGAACACCCAAUCAGACUUCUUCGUCUACACUCUCCCCUCCACUGGGCCGCCAUCGCUUAUGCUUCUCCCCAGCUGCAAGCACAAAUUCACAGACGGUAUUCCCCGUUCCGGUGGAUUAGAUCAUAUGUCCAUCAUUGAAGGGAUUGGCCUCCUAUGCAAUGCUGAGAGAGAAAAGUUUGUGGUGGCCGAUCUGAUGAUUUUACCUAAUCCCUACAAAGAUGAUGAUGCUCCGGUGGUAGCUGAGCUGUGUGUGCUACAGGGUAGCCACUCCAAGGAUGGCUGGACGACCACACCGUGGAGGACCAUACGGCCGCAGAUCCACCAUGACAACGAGCACGGCAAGGAAUUGGUGUGGUGGGAGACUGAUGUGGUGGUCCCUCUCCAUGAUUCUCUAUGUUAUGUGGACUAUUUUAGGGGCAUCUUCUUUGUUGACGUCCUCAGUGAGAACCCUGAGCUCCAUUAUGUCCAGCUUCCUGUGUUGAUCCCCAAUGGUGAUCCUACUGAUCCUGAAACAGGAGUCAGAGGGUGCCCGGAACAGUACAGGAGUGUAUGUGUCACCAAUAAUGGCUGCAUCUUGAAGUUUGUCGAAGUCGUCACCACCACUGUCUUUGUCUCAGGCAGCCGUGAACCUGCUUCCUCUUCAUUUGCCAUCAAGGUGUGGAAGCUUACGCAAGAUAGCAUGACAUGGGAGAAAGAAUACGUCAUGGCCGAUACUGAGCUCUGGGCUCUGCAGGGCUGUGGCGACCUCCUGCGUGUCGCUCCGUCAUUCCCUUUUGUGAGCAUGGAGGAGCCUGAAGUUUUCUACUUCGUGCUGUCAAAUCGGUAUUCCAAAGAUCCCGGUGCAUUGUGGGUAAUUGUGGUUGAUAUGUUGAAGAAGACUGUGCGAUCAUUGUCUAGAUACAACAAAGUAUAUCCGAACUGCAUUGGGAGUGAUGAUGAUAUGGCUUCUGCAAGCUUCAGUACAAAUUCUGCAUUCAUUCCAUGUGCCUUCUCCAAGUACGUUCCUGUGUGGAGCUCCUGUGUGGAGCCAAGAGGAAGAGGAUGAAUCUGGGAUUAACAAGUUACGUGUUUCGCCUACUGUGGGCAUGAUGGCGCUAGAUCCAUGAAGUUUCAGAAAAGUAUUGGCUUUGGAGUCUGUUUAUGAAUACUGUGUGCAUUCUUUUUUGUGGCGGAUGAAUACUAUAUACAUUGACUAGUUGUAUGAUCCUUUAAUAACUGGUGCUUGCUUA